Molecule: messenger RNA, 3066 nt
Organism: Anarrhichthys ocellatus (wolf-eel)
Lineage: Eukaryota; Metazoa; Chordata; Actinopteri; Perciformes; Anarhichadidae
Product: phosphatidylinositol 3-kinase regulatory subunit gamma-like
Exons: 10
Coding region: 289-1695 (468 amino acids)
Biological process (GO): insulin receptor signaling pathway; phosphatidylinositol phosphate biosynthetic process
Cellular component (GO): phosphatidylinositol 3-kinase complex
Molecular function (GO): 1-phosphatidylinositol-3-kinase regulator activity
Source: RefSeq, a predicted model, not a curated record
GUAGAGCUCCUCCGCGCAGCAAGAAGGCACGAAGUGACAAUCUAUCUGUGCGAAAUAACCCCAGUUAGACAGGAUAUGUUGAGGAUACACAGUCGGACUUUGGGAUGUUUCACGAACUCGGAAUCAAAGGACUUUUAUUUUUGUCCGAAUCUAUGCUGGACGUGGCGGUUGCGACUGCACUGAAGUAGUCUACAUUUGCGGCAAAAGAAACGACCGUUUUUCUUUAUUAUUUUUUCAUUUACGUGCAAAGACACCAACAGCAACCUGGACUACUCUUUUGGACCAGGAAUGGUUUAUCCUCCCGAAGGUUUAUUCUACAUCGAAAUGGAUCAAGCACCACCAGCUCUCCCCCCCAGGUCAACCAAGCCAGUGUCCUCCACCAUGAACAACAACUGCCCUUCGCCACCUACAUAUACGCUACAGGACGCCGAGUGGUAUUGGGGAGACGUGAGCAGGGAUGAGGUGAACGAGAAGCUCCGAGACACACCUGAUGGCUCUUUUCUGGUGCGCGACGCAUCCACGAAGCUACAAGGAGACUUCACGCUGACGUUGAGGAAAGACGGGCACAACAAGCUGAUCAAGAUUUACCACUGCGAUGGGAAGUACGGCUUCUCCGACCCCCUCACGUUCACUUCAGUGGUGGAGCUCAUUUGGCACUAUCAGCACCACCCGUUGGUGGAGUACAACGCCACACUGGACCUAAUGCUCACGCAUCCCGUGUCCCGCUUCCAGCAGGUGAAAGGGGACAGUGUCGAUGUCGCUGGAAGAAAGCUCAAGGAGGUUCACUGUCACUAUCAGGAGAAGUCAAAGGAGUUUGAUCGGCUUUAUGAAGCUUUCACAAAGACCUCACAGGAGAUCCAGAUGAAGCGAACAGCAAUUGAGGCCUUUAACGAGACGAUGCUGAUCUUUGAGGAGCAGUGUCGCGAACAGGAGCGCUACGGAGAAAAGUUUGAGAUGAACAAGCAGUCCGAGGGAGCCGACAAAGAUCUGGAGAGCUUUUUGAUAAAUUAUGAGAAGCUGAAGUGUCGUCUCGGGGAGAUAUACGAGAGCAAAAUCCAUCUGGAGGAUGACUUGAGAAUGCAGGUGGAGGACUACAGAGAGACGGACAGGAAGAUUAACAGCUUGCGGCCUGACAUCAUCCAGCUACGCAACAUCAGAGACCUGUACCUUAACUGGCUUAAUCACAAAGGCGUCAGGCAGAAACGCAUAAACGACUGGCUGGGGAUACUGAGUGACAGCCUGGAUGACACAUAUGUGUUGAAGGGAGACGAGAAGAAUUUGCCACAUCAGGAUGAGACGAACUGGUUUGUUGGCGAGCUGAGCCGGACGCAGGCCGAGGAGAUGCUUCAAGAUAAGGCUCCUGGAACAUUCCUGAUCCGCGAGAGCAGCAAACAGGGAUGCUAUGCCUGCUCUGUUGUUGUGAAUGAAGAAGUGAAGCAUUGUAUGAUCUACAGCACACCGCAGGGAUACGGCUUUGCUGAGCCAUACGACGCCCACUGCUCACUGAAAGACCUUGUCCUGCACUAUCGCCUGCACUCCUUAGCGCAACACAAUGACGCCCUGGAUGUUCGGCUGUCCCAUCCCGUGUACGCGAAAGCUGCAGCCACCACACCUUCUCAACACACAGAUGAACGCAAACUCUUACAGACUCCGAAACACACGGCGGGGCUCCCGCCUGCCGCUCCAGAGAUGUAAUCCAUCGGGAAAGAGACAAAAAAAAAGGACAUGUUUACUGUAUCCUGCGAGAAUGACUGCAUCGAAUGUGCAUCGUGUUACGUUUUGCACUACAGUGAUUCCAUCGUUUCUGUGAAUGGGAUUUCACAGAUUGAAGUGGGAGUGGAACUUGAAUGUCAGCUUGAACUUUUUUUAUUUUUGUUUUCGAAGAGACUGUUUAAGCUUUUAUUAUUUUUUUAUUUUUUUUUUUGUACUUCAUUUAUUGCCGAUUGUUUAAUGGACACCUUUUUCGGUGGGGAGGUUGACAACCAGAAAAUUGCUCACUGACAUCGGGUGCUGCACCUUUGUUAGACUUUGACUUUUACAACCAGAGUUGCUGGAGAUGUCCAUUUCUCUAGUUAAAUUGUAUUCAGUUCUGAAGAUUUGACCAAUAGUUUAGAAAUAUAUUUGGAGUUAUAUUUGUGCCUCAUUCUUGAGCAUGUGAUGGCACAUUGUGAGCACAGAAAAAACACUUUUGGAACACAUCAUUUAUAUUUAGUAGAUGAAUUAUUUAUCAUGGAAAGACAAUUUUAAUUUGAGCAAAAGAAAAAAAAAUGUUUUUUUUUCUCCUCAAUAAAUGUAUUGACCUAUUUGCUAAUAUCCACGUAAGCACAGAAUGAGAACCUCUUUAACAUCUGCCCUCUCGAUGUGUACAUUUCAUUAAAUGUAAUGGUUUUGUUGGGCAGAGGGUGCUACUCCUCAUUUUGUAAGAAUGCCAUAAUGUGGUUUAUAGUAAUUACUCAAUUAAGUCAGCUAGCCAUGUACAUAUUCAGGGCUCUACACACUGCUCUGGCAAUCACAAAGGAAGCCAAUUAGCUCAGCUAGCUACUUCUUAUAUGACAGACGUUAGCUAGCAACCGAGAUAACUAGGCUGCAAGCUUAUAAAGUAAACAGUAAAUAACAAAGGUUCAUAAAACCCGGUAUGUCACCAAACCUGCUUAGACUGGAGCGGUUUAUAAUCCUGUUUAUCUUCUGGUGCUUCCCUACUCUCCUAGUAACCGAAAAUACUAACAAUCACAAAAUGACUUACUCCGGUUUUAUGAUUGACUGGCAUUGUGGCAUAUUGUAACACGCCGAAUCGGAAGUAAAUCUACAUCGUGGCCAAACGGGGGAAUUACAAUUUCCAGUUCUGUCACGUGAUGCCAUGGGGCCUAGAAAGAUUGUUCCCCAUAGACUUACAGUGGGAAAGAGAUGUCUGUAACUUAGCUGACAAUUUUUGUUUGACACUUGAAUAGCUCUCAUUUUAAUCAUUCGGUCCUAAACGUUGUAAAAUAAGACCGACGGAAGAUCCGGGUAAUUUUAUACCCCGAGGUCAAACUUUUUUUUUGCUUCAUGCGCCACUGAGCAACUUUA